Messenger RNA from Tachyglossus aculeatus (Australian echidna), 1857 nucleotides. It is a transcript of the gene MRM3, whose product is annotated as mitochondrial rRNA methyltransferase 3. The transcript has 4 exons. NCBI's taxonomy places the organism in Eukaryota, Metazoa, Chordata, Mammalia, Monotremata, Tachyglossidae. The coding region runs from base 98 to 1108 and encodes 336 amino acids. Gene Ontology annotation, molecular function: RNA binding; RNA methyltransferase activity. Gene Ontology annotation, biological process: RNA processing. The record is from RefSeq and is a predicted model, not a curated record.
GCGCUUCCACAAGGCCCUGCCCGGGGACGGCAGGCUGAGGGGGUAGGCUGUAAACUUGGAAGACUACAGACUAGGUCAAAGCAAAAGGAUCCGAUAUAUGCUGGCGCAACAUAAUCUUCAACCACCUUCCGUCCCCCCCGCCACCAGGAAAGCGAUCACGAUCGUCAAGUCGCGGUCGUUCCGGGACAGGGAAGGGAAGAUUCUGCUGGAAGGCCAGAGGCUGAUUAUCGACGCCCUGCGAGCCGGCGCGGUGCCCAGAACUCUCUUCUUCAGCCGCGCGGAGGACGUGAAGAAGCUGCCGCUGGAUAAAUUGAAGGGGGCCCAGCUCAUCAAGGUCAAGUUCGAAGACAUCAAAGCCUGGUCCGACCUGGUGACCCCACAAGGACUAAUAGGGAUUUUCGCCAAACCCGACCACACCAAGGUCAAGUACCCGACGGUGCGGCUCCACGACACCCUGCCCUUGUUGCUUAUCUGCGACAACCUGCGGGACCCGGGAAACCUGGGCACCAUCCUGAGGUCGGCGGCCGCGGCGGGCUGCAGCAGAGUGCUGCUCACCAAAGGUUGUGUGGAUGCUUGGGAGCCCAAGGUGUUGAGGGCAGGGAUGGGGGCACACUUCCAAGUGCCCAUCCUCAGCAACCUGGAGUGGGAGACCCUCCCCAACUGCCUGCCCCCCAAGACCACCGUCCACGUGGCCGACAACUGCGGCCGCCUCGCCCAGGCCCAGCUGGCCGGAAGAGCCCAGGACCGCAGCCUGAAGUGUGACCGCCGCUACCUGAAGUUUCACCAGCCGGAGGAGUCGGGCGACGAGGGAGGGGACCCGUCGGAGGGCUGGCUCCCUGACGUCGACCUGCAGACUUACGACGAGGAGUGGACGGAGGCCCCGGCCACGGCGGUGGUGGUGGGCGGGGAGACGCGCGGCGUCAGCCUGGAGUCCCUGGAGCUGGCCGAGAGCACGGGGGGCAGGCGGCUGCUCAUCCCCGUGGUGGAGGGCGUGGACAGCCUGAACUCCGCCAUGGCCGCCAGCAUCCUGCUGUUCGAGGGGAGGCGACAGCUGCGGGCGAGGGGCGGCCCGCACGAGGUCGCGGCGGGUUACGCGGACCCCGCCUAGGACCCGUGGGCUCCCGCGAGCUUGGGGUCUGGCGCCUUCCUGGCCACUGGGGCCAUUCCCUCCUUCCCACCCUGCUGUAGGCUUUCAUCCACGCUCCCGCCCUGUUGGGCGGCUUUCCAAUCCCAGCGUUCCCCGUUUUUGGGCCUGUUGUUUCUGAGCCCCCCCAGGAUUUGCCAGGAUCCCUCCUAAGCUCCCCACCCUGAGCCCGGAGGGCCCAGUGGCCCGGCCCUUGCAGAGGGCAGCAGGAACAACCGAAAGGCCAGAAGCACACGGGAUGGACACAUGCCCUGAACUCUUAUCUCACACCACGUUGGACAAUCAGGUCGCCGCCUCUUGCUCCCUCAGUCAGCGCGGUUGAAGAAUCACCGGAUGCGGCCCUUAGUUUACCCCACAGAGCCGGGCGGAGACGACCAGACCGGGACUUCGGGCUGGGGGCUUUGUCGGAGCAGCGAACGGAAACGGUGCUUCCCAAAGGAACCCAGAGGUCCUGGGAGCGACGGAAUUGGGGCAGAGGGGGGAAGCGGCAGGGGGCUGGGCGCCGGGCCCAGAGGCAGCUGAGCUGACAGCAGGGGAGGUUGUAGACAGCACAACCCAACCCAGGGGGUGGGGCGGAGAGGGGAAUGGCAUGGCAUGGCAUGGCAUGGCAUGACAGGGCCGGGCCUUUGUCCAGAGAGCUCAGGCUCCGGUUUUAAGUGUUAACCCGGCAGAUGGUAUUAAAAAGCAUCUUCCCCAUGGGGGCUGUCACCAAA